ACAAAUAUGAACACUGCUGUAGUCAGUGGUGAACGUGAUGUCGUUGAAGAUCUUAGUUCGGGUUUUGAAAAUGUUCCUGUUUUAAUUGAAAAGAGCUCAGCGGUGCUGACUUCUCCUGAGUUUCAGUAUUCCCCAGACAACGUUGAGGGACCGGGAUGCAUCAUUGACCCCAGUGAAGUCACCCUUCCUGGAUGCUCCUGUCCUUCUCAUUCCUGCUGUCCUGAGACCUGCUCCUGCCUCCAAACCCAUGGACAGGUAUAUGGUGGUGAUGGCAAACUGCUAGAUCUCAGGCAAACAGACUCUGGUUACUGCUCACCUGUGUUUGAGUGCAAUGCCCUCUGCACCUGCAGUGACUCCUGCUCCAAUCGUGUGGUCCAGCGAGGACUGAGACACAGACUGCAGGUUUACAGUACUGAGAACAGGGGUUGGGGAGUCAGGACACUGGAGUCAAUCCCACAUGGGACAUUUGUGUGUGAGUAUGCAGGAGAGGUGAUCAGUUUUGAGGAGGCCAGACGCAGGCAGCUUACCCAGAGAUCUGAAGAAAAUAAUUACAUCAUAGCUGUGAGGGAGCAUGCAGGUGCAGACUCCGUUACAGAGACGUUUGUGGACCCAGCUGUUGUGGGAAAUGUAGGCCGCUUUCUCAACCAUUCCUGCCUGCCCAACCUCUUCAUGCUACCUGUCCGUGUGCACUCUGUGGUUCCUCGACUGGCUUUGUUUGCUGGACGGGACAUCGAUGCACAAGAUGAGCUGACGUUUGACUACUCAGGAGGAUACAGUAACAAAACUCCUGUAGAGCUGCCGUCCAAACUGUCCAACAGGGCAGACGCACUUCAGAGGAAAGUGUGUCAUUGUGGUGCCAACAACUGCACACAGUUCCUUCCACUGGAUUUAUCUAUUCUCAGCUAAAAACUUGAAAGGAAGGGGAAAUUAUUUUUAUUUUGGCAGAAAUUGUAAAUAAAAUAAUUACAUUAAAUUAUUUAUGGGUGUACAAUUA
Messenger RNA from Solea solea (common sole), 994 nucleotides. RefSeq names its product SET domain and mariner transposase fusion gene (gene setmar). Gene Ontology annotation, molecular function: histone H3K9 methyltransferase activity; protein binding; zinc ion binding. The transcript is spliced from 2 exons. The record is from RefSeq and is a predicted model, not a curated record. NCBI's taxonomy places the organism in Eukaryota, Metazoa, Chordata, Actinopteri, Pleuronectiformes, Soleidae. The coding region runs from base 7 to 906 and encodes 299 amino acids. Gene Ontology annotation, cellular component: nucleus.